Molecule: messenger RNA, 1246 nt
Organism: Vigna angularis (adzuki bean)
Lineage: Eukaryota; Viridiplantae; Streptophyta; Magnoliopsida; Fabales; Fabaceae
Product: probable pectin methylesterase CGR3
Exons: 7
Coding region: 231-1028 (265 amino acids)
Biological process (GO): pectin metabolic process
Molecular function (GO): methyltransferase activity
Source: RefSeq, a predicted model, not a curated record
AAAACAUAGCAACAGGAAUAUUAGUUUAGUUACAUUCCCACGAACCCAGUCUCUGUUUUUGUCCUUUUUUUCUUUCUUUCUUAAUCCAUGCGCGUUGUGGAGGACAGACAGAAUGCACGAAGUUCAGAUCUAAGCUCUAAUACCAAUUUCAUAGAGAAGGUUCAGUAACGCUGUUUUUGCUGAGUACUAUAUAACAUUAACAUCGUCGUGGUCAUAACAUAAACAAUUGAAUGAUGUCGCGGAGACCUGUGAAUCUGUCUCGGCGAUUUGGAGACAGCGGAGGUGGAUUGUUUUCAUCGUCGAAAUCAAAGACUUCGCCAGCUUUGUCGGUUGGGCUCAUAAUUUUGGGAGGCUUGUUUCUCAUUGGCUAUGUUUACAAGGGCUCAGGUGGAUUUGGCAGCCGUUUGGAGUCUUUCAGCAGGCUUCAAGAUCUUCCAAAUGCAGGUGACUCUUUGUGUACUGGAGAGGUCCCACGAGCAAUUCCCAUUUUGAAGAAAGCAUAUGGUGAUAGCUUACACAAAGUUUUGCAUGUUGGCCCUGAUACGUGCUAUGUGGUCUCUAAAUUGCUAAAAGAGGAGGAAACUGAAGCCUGGGGUAUAGAACCUUAUGAUAUAGAGGAUGCUGAUGCUAAUUGCAAAGCACUUAUUCGCAAAGGCAUUGUGCGUAUGGCUGAUAUCAAGUUUCCUCUUCCAUACAGGCCAAAAGCUUUCUCUCUUGUAAUCAUUUCCGAUGCCCUUGAUUUCUUAUCUCCCAGAUACCUUAACAAAACUCUUCCGGAUUUGGCAAGGGUAUCAACUGAUGGAAUAGUGAUAUUUACUGGUUUUCCAGAUAAUAAAAAGGCUAAGGGUGCAGACGUUUCUAAAUAUGGAAAAACGGCUAAGAUGAGGAGUUCAUCCUGGUGGGUCCGGUAUUUCCUUCAGAUUAACUUAGAGGAGAAUGAUGCUGCUUCCAAGAAGUUUGCACAGGCUUCAACUAAGAGUUCAUAUAUUCCAAAUUGCCAGAUAUUCCACCUGAAGUCUCUCAAUUGACUUUCACGAUGAUUGCAUUUGAAUUAUUGAAGCUCCCAAUGGUUGUUACCCGUGAGUUUCAUCUAAAACGUUUUUUUUUCUAUAAAAGGUAAUUUAAUUUAUCAAAUUUUAAUUAAUUUCUUAGUUGAAUAGGUGAUCUUAAAUGCAAUGGAAGUGAUUAUUGUACUUUAAAGGAACGUAACUAUUUCAUUGAGAUAUAGAUUGAAUCUCGUUACAUA